Messenger RNA from Prunus mume (Japanese apricot), 1188 nucleotides. Its product is annotated as protein BIC1-like. NCBI's taxonomy places the organism in Eukaryota, Viridiplantae, Streptophyta, Magnoliopsida, Rosales, Rosaceae. Gene Ontology annotation, biological process: blue light signaling pathway. The record is from RefSeq and is a predicted model, not a curated record.
AAAAGAAAGAAGAAGAAAAAAACUUCAAGCAUUGACGUGUACACUAACCUCCCCACCCAUUCUAGUUGCAUUAUUAGCAGAAGCAAAUUAAAUCCCCCCCAGCUUGCUAUAUCCCUGUGCACACUACCAUUCAACAAGAGAACAUCAAUUGAAAAAAGUUUGAACACGAAGAAGAAGAAGAAGGAGAAGGAGAAGGAGAAGAAUCACCACCUAGCUAGCUUUGCACACAUUUUUCAUUUCCAUUUUCCCCACUGAAUGAGAAAACAACCAUCUCAAAUGGCUCACCAAGUCCCUUUGGAAAAACCCAUCAACCAAAAAACUCCAUCUCUUCCAACCCUACAAGAACCUGAGGAAAUCUCCAAGUCUAACAUCAAUUGCAUGGAGCAAGGCAGCACAUCACCAAAGAGGCAUGAAAAUGAUGGGUCAAGCAGUGAAGAAAUUGCAUUUUUGGAAGGCCGGGCUUCUGCUGCUGGGGAUGUUGUUGUUGUAGAUCGCGAACCAAGUAAUGUGGCUGAUGAAGACAGUGGACGUGAGAGGUUGAAAAAGCAUAGGGUUGAGGUGGCUGGCCGGGUUUGGAUACCUGAUAUAUGGGGGCAGGAGGAGUUGCUUCAAGAUUGGAUUGAUUGUUCUGCUUUUGAUGCUUCUUUGUUCCCAAGUGGGAUUAUGUCUGCUCGUUCUGCUUUGAUUGAGGAGGGGAGGAGACAAAACUCAGCCAGAAUAAGAAUAGAAAACAGAUUGUUUGCUGUCAGCAAACAAACACCACCAAAAUAAAGGGAGAAAUCAAUCAUCUCUGAACGAUUGUUUGUCAGAUGCACCAGUGAGGAUGUUUUUUUAAGUCCUCUUGGGGGCAUACACCCACCUGUGAAUGAAGAACAAAUUGGGCAUGUGGACACCGUUCGAGAAAUCGCCACAGCCAUUGGUUCGGUGUCGGCCAGUCAGCUUAGUUAGUCUAGUUAGUUUGACAACCACUAGGUCAUAAAAGCUUAAGCAACUAGAGACUAGGCCGACAGUUCUAUAUACAGCUAACAGAGGAUACUGCCUGACAAUGUAGUUUGUAAACGCGAUCAGAACACAUGUAAGCCAGACAUCGUAUUUUCGAACACAAUGUAAGAAUUCAUUGUUAACUGAGAGGAUAAUAAGGAAUCCGCCAUCAGAGAGGGCGAGGAGGGAAAGAAGUUGAAAGAGAAA